Molecule: messenger RNA, 3797 nt
Organism: Anguilla rostrata (American eel)
Lineage: Eukaryota; Metazoa; Chordata; Actinopteri; Anguilliformes; Anguillidae
Gene: vamp2
Product: vesicle-associated membrane protein 2
Exons: 5
Coding region: 506-841 (111 amino acids)
Biological process (GO): SNARE complex assembly; vesicle-mediated transport; vesicle fusion
Cellular component (GO): plasma membrane; SNARE complex
Molecular function (GO): syntaxin-1 binding; SNAP receptor activity
Source: RefSeq, a predicted model, not a curated record
CGGACUCGAAUUUUUUCCUCCACAACAUCUAGAACCGACACAUCCCCCUUGCCCCUCUUCCCUUAUGUCUGUAAGAUGCUGUGUGCCAUUUCAGCGACGCAAUAGCCGCCUUCCUCUCGCCAUCCUUAUGACCACCCCUUCCAACCGAGAAGCUUCCCGGAUGACGAAUGACGUCAACAAGCCAUCUUUGUUCCCUUAAUGCAGCCGACUAUUUUUUUAUAUGUACAUAGCGACUCGGAGGACACCAGCAGUAGCGGUCCUGCCAGAAUAAAUAGCCACGGGCGAGGUGCGGCAGAAACCAAAUACACCGAACGGCGAUAACCAAAAGGGGGGAAAACGCAUCUUGACUGUAAACAUAAUCACUCCCUUUCCUCAGAACCAACAGGGGAUAGAUUCGGUCUGAGAAGGAGAAAGGGAGCGAGACACGGUUCAGGCAAACCACGGUUCAGCCAUUUAACGCUCCCUUCCGAGUGGACUAGCACGCGCUAAUAACCCUCAAUACGAGAUGUCUGCACCGGCCCCUGCCGCCCCUGCUGGUGAUGGCGCCCCUCAGCCCCCCCCCAACCUCACCAGCAACCGCCGCCUACAGCAGACACAGGCUCAAGUGGAUGAGGUGGUGGACAUCAUGCGUGUGAACGUGGACAAGGUUCUGGAGCGGGACCAGAAGCUGUCGGAGCUGGACGACCGGGCCGACGCCCUGCAGGCGGGCGCCUCCCAGUUUGAGACCAGCGCCGCCAAGCUGAAGAACAAGUACUGGUGGAAGAACGCUAAGAUGAUGAUUAUCCUGGGAGUGAUAUGUGUGAUUGUUCUCAUUGUGAUCAUCGUCUACUUCAGCACCUAAUUCGGGGGUCCCCCCGCACCUGUCAGCACUCAUGACGCCCAAUUCCAAGCAACAGAAACAGAAAACCCUUUGAAACUAUGAGGAAAAAAAAGAGCCCCACUGACUGCCCCAGUUAACUGCCCCAGCUCCCUGCCCCUGCCCCUGACCCUGCCCCUGACCCACCCCCUCUUCGCUUUGGGAUCCUCUGUCCUGUGAGUCCGCUGUUCUUGUAAAUAGUUCCUGCUUUUCUUAUCCGUAGUUAAAAAUAUGGUUCCAUUAUCAGCGUUAUUACUGACAAAACAACAACAAAAAACAAAAACAAAAACAAAAAAAAACAAAGACCAAGGCAAAUUAUUGUUAUAUACCAAGAUAUGAUGAUAUGAUAUAUAAUAUAUAUUUUUGUUUUUUGUAGAGUUUUAUUCUGAGAUAAUGUUUUUUGUAGGUUGUGUGUGGGUGUGUGUUUGUAUUUUUUUAAUUUUGUAUUGAUUUAUUUUUGCUUCAGAUUUUAACUACUGCCUGUUAUUUGGAGUGACUCUCUCUCGCUCUCUCUCUCUCUCUCCCCCUGUCUUUCUCUCUCCUUUUCUCUCUUUCACCUGUCUGUUUCUGUCUUGGAAGUUUCAAUGUUUCUCUGGAUUCUUGCACAGAGAACCGGUGUUAAUUUCCUUGAACAGUGCUUGUCAACCAGUAUUCACCCUCUCCCUCUCUCUCCCUCUCUCUCCCUCUCACUCUCUGUCUCUUUUCUUCCUGUGUAGCCCUCAGUAAGGCUUCUUCUUUCUGACUCUCCUCUUUUUAGUCUCCCUUCUUUUUUGUGAACUGCCACAGUAGAACUGGACCAACGUAUGCAGGCGUUACUUUCUAUUUUAAACUUUCUUUAGUGUCUUACCUCUUCAACAUUCCUCAAUAGCAGUGUAGUACUAUGCUGACUAUAUAACACAUAUAUGUAUAAGUGUGCUUAAAAAGUAAGAAAUUGAGUCUCGAGGCAUAAUCGCUAAAACUAAAUAACCCUUAACCGGCGUGAAGAGAACGAUUCUGCUGAAUAUUUUAAAAACAUUUUGUGAAGUACGCGCCCGGGAGGAGUGGGUAGUGCUCAGGAUCGAAACGCUGGUCCCAAACCUUGUGGGGACGUCGUCUGAACGAAUAUGUGUUAUUUGGGAACUAAGCCACGCCCCCCAGAAGCAAGCAGUGCUGUGUGCUUGCAGGGGCGGAGUUAACGAGGGUAAUGCUAAUGAGGGGAUGGGUCCUAAAUCAGAGGGCACGCUGUUGAUCGAUCGUUCUGCACGUGGAAAGACAAAACAAAAGUGAAUAUUACAUAAAUAAAAUAGUUUGUGUCUAGCCCAGUCUUAGACACAGUCGCACACACACAGAUAUUCCUGCCUACAGCUUUGUCUCCUGUUUCUCUAGAGGGGGGGAGUUGUUGAAAAUGAACACACCCAAAGAUGGGAAUUAAGCUGCACAGACCCCCUGGUCCACAAAGUCAGAAAGUCAGCAUGCCCCACACGCCCACAUGCCCACUGUCAGGAGGCCAACUGCCACGCCCCCUGAUUGUUUAAAAAAAGAAAAGAAAACUUCUGAUCCAGAGUGGAAUAUUUAAAGGGUAAUGUCUGCUUUUGCCACCUAAAUCCACCAAAGCACAAGAUGUUAGAACGCGGAAGUCCCCGGGGCAUUAUGAUGGCUGGAUGACAUCAUAAUGGGAAAUGAAUAGAAUGCGGAAUGCUGGCGGGUGGGCGGGGCUUUGCUGACGCUGCCACCCUGUUGCUUUUCUUUCCCUCCCAAGCUGCUGCCUUUGUUUCAGUUUUGAAAACGCGGAAAUUAUGAUAGAUUAUAUUUCUAUAGAUGUGUACAUAUGUAUUUUUAUGUGUGAGCCUCAGACAGACCGGCUCUCAGCUCUCUCAGGGUCCUUAACCUACUGCCACUCGAGGGCUGCCUCGUGUCUGUCUGCUGUCCCGUGUGUGUGUGUGUGUGUGUGUGUGUGUGUGUCCUGCUCUGUAGUGCUCACUGCCAGGCCGGGGGGGGGGGCCGGGGGUGGCCGGGGGGCGUUUACCCAGCGCUCCUACAGCACCUGCCCUCCUGUCUUAUUAUUUAACUAUUUAACCUUCGUUCCCUGUCUUUGCCCUUUGUAGCGUAGGGCUAAACCCCCAGUACAGGCUGUUCCACUCCCGUCUACCGCCAUCCCGCUCAUAUGACCGUGGGUCCCAGAGUUCACAGCGUCUAAGCCACAACCGGAGCCGGCCCUCAGGUUUAGAGGGCCCCAAACACGAAUGUUGUGGCCCCAAAGUGCUCCACCCAAAAGCACACCCACCUUCCUUUGUGUGGCCCAGGGAUGACUGUUGUCCUGACUGACUGCCUGCUGUGUGUGUGCCAGGCUGCAGUGUGUGUGCCAGGCUGCAGUGUGUGUACCAGGCUGCUGUGUGUGUGCCAGGCUGCAGUGUGUGUACCAGGCUGCAGUGUGUGUACCAGGCUGCUGUGUGUGUGCCAGGCUGCAGUGUGUGUACCAGUGGCUGACUCUGUGUGUGUGUGUGUGUGUGUGUGUGUGUGUGUAUGAGCAUGUGCACGCCUGGUGGUUUGUGCGAUCCGCACGUGGCCCCACCCCCCCGGGCAACGUCCCUGCCUUAUCCACCCAGAUUAGGCCACUUUAAACCCAGGACAAGCUGUUCCCCUGACAACACUGUAAGACAGCCUGUGGGAGGGAACAGAACACUGGCAGCAGCCAAUGGAGGGCUGUCAUGUGGGCGGGGCCAGGGCUGAGGCUGAGCUGGUGUGGAGCCAUCUGUAAUACUUUCUUUCUUUCUCUCUUUUUUGCCCUCCACCUCACUCUCUCAUCCAUCUUUAUCUCUUUUGUCUUCCUAGCAGAAGGAGGUGUCAUUUACUCCCCUUUUCUCUCUUUGAACGAGACAAAAAAGCACUAAAAACUCCCCCCCACACCCUCUCACUUUCAGCCUUUCAGAAAAUAACCUGCACAGAUUUCAUUCCCUCCCCC